This is a messenger RNA of Cyphomyrmex costatus, 2638 nucleotides long. RefSeq names its product Establishment of cohesion (gene eco). Bases 60 to 2543 code for a protein of 827 amino acids. NCBI's taxonomy places the organism in Eukaryota, Metazoa, Arthropoda, Insecta, Hymenoptera, Formicidae. Gene Ontology annotation, molecular function: protein-lysine-acetyltransferase activity. The transcript is spliced from 6 exons. Gene Ontology annotation, cellular component: chromatin; nucleus. The record is from RefSeq and is a predicted model, not a curated record. Gene Ontology annotation, biological process: mitotic sister chromatid cohesion.
UGUGGACCAAGUAUACGCUAAUCUAAUGUAAUAUUACAACUUCAGAAAAUUAUUAGACAAUGGAUAGCAAUCCAGGAAAGUUACUUUACACUCCACGACGAGCGCAGAAAUGUCUUUUUGCACAAUCUAGUGAUAAUUCUGCCAAGAAGAGCGUUUCUCAAAAUCUAGUGCAUAUUGAAGAUGACAAAUCCUUGGGAGAUGAAUCAGACUUGGGACCUAUGUCACCUUUAGCUCUCACUGAUCGAAGUCCAAGUAUCAGUGAUCAGAGUUCUUCAGACAAAGAAUUUCCACUUGCGACAUCUGAAAAGUCGAACGUUCUCAAUACGUCUGUGUCUUGGGAUCGUUUAAGACUGAACACGGAGGAACGCAUGUCACCCUUUAGGUCACUUAGAAAGGUCACUAGAGAGGCUAGAUACUCACCAAGAUGUAAAACAUUCUCUACUAAUCGCUGCCCGAAAUCAUUGCCAUCUAGUCCGAAGGAAUUGUUGGGUCAGUUAACACCGCAACGCUCAAAGACAAAUAUGGAACAGAUGAACGAAAUAGUACCAGAGACACCCCAGCGAAGCUUUGCCACGGAGAUACAAAAUCAAAGUAUCACGGAAACUCCUCGAAAAGGCAGAACCCCCAAGAGCAAGCAAACAACACCUUUGAGUUCUGUAAGCAAGACAGUCCCAUUGCCAAAGCUACACAGACGAAAGUCUUGCAGUACCAUUGAAACAAGCGUGGGUUUCUCGCCUGAGCAAAAGGAGAACACAUUGAAGAGACAUGCACGCGAUCAGUCGGGAUCAAAACCAACAAAACUUUUUAAGGGAGACGAUGGUUUCGUGCCUAGAGCGAGAGCAUCAUUGUUUCAAGAGAGAAAACAUGAAUAUAGCAGCCUAAAGGAUUUCUCAUUAAAUACGAAAUCGUUUUACAGCGGCAAUGUGAAGUCCGAGCGGCCUUUCAGCGACUACAAGAGUAGCGACAUUAAAAGGAGACGAAGUUCACUGUCACAAAGCAGCAGUAGACGUUCGUUGGUAAAGAAGCGAAGAUUUGGUAAGAUAAAUGCUGGCGUGGGCCACGGGAUUAAGAAGCCGAAGUCUAAGGUAAAUACAGAGACAUUAAAGAACUGGGAACAGGAUGUUACACAGAGUCUCACAGCUUCAAGUAAGAGUCCACCUGUGGAAGAAGCUCAAUCGAUGGAGGCGAACACAAUUGCCGAAAGGGCUCCGUCGCCAACAAUCGACGAGAAUAAGCGAUUUUUUAAAACUAAUAGGACGAUCAGAUUAAAUCAGGCAGCUACGGUAACAGUGAAUGAUAAAAUUAAGUUGAAGGUUGAGGAUGGUAAAAUUGAAUUGAGAGAGAAUCAAAAUCGUUCAUCCACGAAUGUACAUAAACAAAAUCUGAAAACUGUAAACGUCUCUCUGGAUACCACUGAUCUCACAGUCGACGAACCUGAAGUUGAAGCUACAUUACAACAGGACAAAGUUAAUGAUCUCUUGAAAAUUUUGGAGGAUGACUGGGCGAACGACGAGUACGAUACGAUGGCAUCAUUGACCUAUAUAGCGAAUGCGUUUUCUCCGAAAACCAUGACAUCAAAAGAUACUAUUAUGUCUCCAGCUACCGAGCUUAGUAACAUGACUUCGACGAUGAACAUUACGGACGCUGCUCCUUUGAAUAACUUUGGAAAUCUUUCACUUGAGAACGCUAAUAACAGUAAUAUUAAUAAUAAUGAAAAUGAAAAACAUACCGAAAAAGAAACUGAAGAGGAUACCGAAAAAAGAUAUUUUCCAUUAUUUACCAAAGGAUAUUCUGUACCUGAUAAUAUUUUUGAAGAGACAAAGAAUGUCGAUACCACAAAAGCAACAAAAAAAAAUAUGCAAUGGCAGCUAUCCGCGAAAGGUGGUGGUGCAAAAAAUCAGUAUCAGCUAGAUGCUGGUCAGAAACGUUUCGGCGCCAUUCAAUGUCUAGAAUGCGGCAUUGUGUAUCAAGUGGGUGAUCCUGAGGAUGAAAACGCUCACUUGAAUUAUCACAAUAGCAUACGAAUUUUAAAAUUCCAAGGUUGGAAGAAUGAGCGUAUUAUAUUGGAGGAUCCUUUUACCUCCAGCAGAAUAAUCUUGAUCGAGCCACAUGACUCCAAGCAACAUUGGAAGAAAGUGUUGGAGAUUUUGGUUGUUGUAGAUAGGGAUUUGGGACUGGCAGAUAUGAACAUUUCGGAUUAUCAAAACAAGAAGAUUUUUUUGUAUAUACGCGAGAAAAACGUUCUCGGAGUAUUGGUGGCAGAACAUAUUGAAACGGCUUUUCGCAUGAUUCCUGAGCUAAUCGAACUUAAUUGUUGUACCGCAGAGAGUACACCUACGAAAUGUGGCAUAAACGUUGUCUGGACCACGAUGAGUCAUCGCAAACAGGGUAUAGCCACUAAACUCGUCGAUACUUUGAGAGCUAAAUUUUUCUAUGGUUACGUGAUGUCGUUGGACGAUAUAGCGUUUUCAAUACCGACUCCAAGUGGUAAAAUCUUCGCCGAGAAGUACACCAGAACGAAAAACUUCAAAGUUUACAACUGAAUCUACUUAAGCUCAAACAUUCGUUCUUUCUAAAUGGUUGCGUCUUUUAUUGUGAAACAGCCAUACUUAAUAUAUUAUACAUCUUAUUUUAUCGA